CAGCUUAGGCCGAGCUUCCGGUUCUUACUGUUAGGGGCUGAAGCUGAGGGAGUCGAGGCAGCGUCGUCGCGAUGGUGUUGUUGGAGAGCGAGCAGUUCCUGACGGAGCUGACCAGACUCUUCCAGAAGUGCCGGACGUCGGGCAGCGUCUAUAUCACCUUGAAGAAGUAUGAUGGUCGAACCAAACCCAUUCCAAAGAAGGGUACUGUGGAGGGCUUCGAGCCCGCAGACAACAAGUGUCUGUUAAGAGCUACCGAUGGGAAAAAGAAGAUCAGCACUGUGGUGAGCUCCAAGGAAGUGAAUAAGUUUCAGAUGGCUUAUUCAAACCUACUGAGAGCUAACAUGGAUGGGCUGAAGAAGAGGGACAAAAAGAACAAAACUAAGAAGACCAAAGCAGCAGCAGCAGCUCCAGCAGCACCAGCACCAGCGCCAGCACCAGCAGCGCCAUGUUAA
This is a messenger RNA of Saimiri boliviensis boliviensis (Bolivian squirrel monkey), 452 nucleotides long. RefSeq names its product signal recognition particle 14 (gene SRP14). Gene Ontology annotation, cellular component: signal recognition particle, endoplasmic reticulum targeting. The record is from RefSeq and is a predicted model, not a curated record. Gene Ontology annotation, molecular function: 7S RNA binding; endoplasmic reticulum signal sequence receptor activity. NCBI's taxonomy places the organism in Eukaryota, Metazoa, Chordata, Mammalia, Primates, Cebidae. Gene Ontology annotation, biological process: SRP-dependent cotranslational protein targeting to membrane.